This is a messenger RNA of Lachnellula hyalina, 765 nucleotides long. Its product is annotated as putative phosphatase. The record is from RefSeq and is a predicted model, not a curated record. Gene Ontology annotation, molecular function: phosphatase activity. NCBI's taxonomy places the organism in Eukaryota, Fungi, Ascomycota, Leotiomycetes, Helotiales, Lachnaceae. Bases 1 to 765 code for a protein of 254 amino acids. The transcript has a single exon. Gene Ontology annotation, cellular component: cytoplasm.
AUGGCAAAAACAUAUCUUCACCUAGUCCGCCACGCACAGGGCUACCACAACCUCAACACUGCAAAUCACACCCUCCAUGACCCAUCCCUUACCCCCCUCGGCGAGUCCCAAUGUGCGACGCUCGCUCAAACCUUCCCCCACCAUGCCCUCAUCACCCAUCUCGUCGCCUCGCCCCUCCGCCGAACCAUCUACACCUGCCUGCUCUCCUUCCCCAACGAAGUAGCGUCCGGCAAGAAAGUGCUCGCUCUACCCGAGCUACAGGAAACGUCCGAUCUACCCUGUGAUACUGGGUCUGAACCCAAGAAACUUGUAGAGGAGUUCGGGAAGGACGGGAAGGUGGAGUUGAGUCUUGUGCACGAGGGCUGGAAUAGUAAGAAGGGGAAAUGGUCACCAUCCGCCAUUGCGAUCGAGGCGCGGGCCCGAGAAGCGCGUCUCUACCUCCGAACGCUGGGGACUGAAGCAGCGGCGAAGACCAAUGAAGACCAGCAUAUCGUUGUGGUGACGCAUGGAGGGUAUCUGCACUAUUUCACGGAAGAUUGGGUUGGGCAUGAGAAGUUCACUGGAACGGGGUGGGCCAAUACCGAGUAUAGAGAUUAUGAGUUUGUAGAUGGGGAUGAGACGAAUGCCGGCUUGAUGGAGACGCAUGAGAGUAGGGAACGUAGACUCGGGGAUGAGAUUCCCUUGACGAAAGAUGAGCAGAGGGAGUUGAGGGCGAGUGCUGAGAAGGAGUGGAGUGAGAAUGGGUUCCAGGUGCCGAAAUUGUGA